Molecule: messenger RNA, 1758 nt
Organism: Penicillium brevicompactum
Lineage: Eukaryota; Fungi; Ascomycota; Eurotiomycetes; Eurotiales; Aspergillaceae
Exons: 2
Coding region: 1-1758 (585 amino acids)
Source: RefSeq, a predicted model, not a curated record
AUGACCUACGAUAAACAAAACAAUGGCCAUCUCGCCAAACCGUUCACGCCCACCUUGAGCGCUGCGUUCCACCGCAGUCAGAAAACCCCUUUGACACCUAAGCUUGCAAGUCCUGGCGCAGGUCCUGGCUCAGGCCUAACGCCCCGUCGCCUCGCCCCCGACAACCCCUAUUCCACCCCCUCCAAAGACGACUCCCCCGCCGUCCCGGCCUUCCUCAGUGCCAAUGUUACUCCGCGAUCUGGCCCUCGAACCACCCGCAGAGAUGGCGCUUUCGCUUCACCGACCAACACACCCCCCCUGCCCUCUCCUCAAACACCCUACUCCAAAUCAACAGUUGGUUAUGGCCGCCGAGACCGUAGCCCGGCUCGCGGGGUCAAACCGGAGCAGUCAAGGAGUCUAAGGGCCAAGACCUUGACAGCAGAUAACCAGCCCGCCACACGUCCCAAUUCGUUUUCUGAUAUAGCAUCGGGGGCCCCAUUGUUCUUCCAUGCGUCGGACGCACGGUCAUCACAUCCUUCUGAGGUGCCAACUGCCCCUCGCCCGCGGCCUCAGGGGCAGACUUCUCCAGCGUCCAGCUUUGUAUAUGCCAAUGGGGACCAAGAACGAAAUUCCCUGGGCGAUCAGUCUAGCACAAUCUCAGCGACCUCGAAGCGUCGAUCGGGGGGUAUUGGUCCUCGCCCCCUGCCCGCUGGUAAACCGACCGCUUCGUCGUCCCCGCGUCUGAGCUCCCCCAGACUUUCUGAUGCGGCCUCGCCCCCGCCGGAGGAUAUGAGAACUUCAUUUCUCGGUGGGCAUGAUAACGGGUUGGGGAUCAUUCCGCGUCUUGGGUCACCAUCUAGCAUGAUCGGCGACAGAUCUCAGCCAUCCAUCCGACACACCAAAUCCUCGAGUGUUGACUCAAAUCACCAUUUCCCUCAGCCGCAGGAUAGUCUACGUGCGAGCCCAGUCAUUGUUUCCGGCACCUACUCCAGCGAUGGCAAUGGCUCGUCUGUCUCGACUGAUACUUAUCCCCCCGCACCUCUCAGCCCUGGAAAGUCCGAUGGCCCCAGUGAGGCAGCUCUAAAUGCGCGGACUGAACGUAAGAUCAUGGACUUGGAAAUCAGCAACUCAUCAUUGCUUGCCAUAAAUCGGACCCUCGAACGAGAGAUGCGGCAGCAGAAGGCCGAACUUCGUCGGUUCCGAAGAUUGAGCCGUUCCGGCCGGAUCUCCAUGGCCCCCUCCGCCCGUUCGUUUUCCGGGGUGGCUCUUUCAGUCACCAGUGAGAUAGACGAAGGUGAAAGCGAGUACUCCACUCAGUCCCCUGACGACAAUUCUGAAAUCAGCGACGAAGACUCUAUUGUCGACGAAGGCAUUCUGAGUCCUGGAUCUUUGGCUGAGCAUGAUGCCAAGCACCGCGCAAAUGAUGAGAAGCGCGUGAUGCUUGACUUGGCGAAACAUCAAGAAGUGCUGGCGGACAGUCAGAAGAUGAACCAGAGUCUCAAACGCUGUCUAGGCUGGACCGAAGAGCUCAUCAAGGAGGGACAAAGGGCUCUUGAAUAUAAUGUGCAUGUGCAGGACGUUGAGUUGGGUGGUCGUGUCCUCGCGCCAGAAGAAAUGGGAGAAGUUGGCGAAGUCAGUCGUGGGCUGCUCAGUCCUUCGUCUGAGUACAACAAAAUCUUCUCACCCGUAGACUCGUCUGCCGAGGUGUCCUUUGUCAAUUCCCCGUCUAUUGAACCGCCAUCCCCUUUGCCAUAUGUGUCCACUGAACCGACCAUAUGA